Messenger RNA from Didymella exigua CBS 183.55, 1092 nucleotides. Its product is annotated as 3-carboxy-cis,cis-mucoante lactonizing enzyme. Gene Ontology annotation, molecular function: 6-phosphogluconolactonase activity; protein binding. NCBI's taxonomy places the organism in Eukaryota, Fungi, Ascomycota, Dothideomycetes, Pleosporales, Didymellaceae. The record is from RefSeq and is a predicted model, not a curated record. The coding region runs from base 1 to 1092 and encodes 363 amino acids. The transcript has 3 exons.
AUGACGAAACACCACCUGAUGUGCGGCACGUGGGUGAAGCCUGGCGUCAUCAUCACCGUCUCCUUCGACACGGAGACGCUGAAGCUCGAGCUCGUGAAGAAGACGGAGAUCCCGCACGAUGAGCCGAUCAGCUGGAUGGCCUUUGACCAUCAACGCAAGAACAUCUACGGCUCUUCCAUGAAGCGCUGGACCUCGUUCCGCGUCGACUCGCCCAGCGAGAUCGUGCAGACCGGCAGCCAUCCCUUGGGCGGCCACCCCCGCGCAAACGACGCCGACACCAAGACACGUGCCAUCUUCAACCUGCCCGCCAAGCAGCCGCCGUACGCCGUGUACUGCAACCCUUUCUACGAGCACGCGGGGCACGGCAAUGUCUUCUCCGUCGACGACUCGGGCGCGCUGAAGGAAAACUUGCAGAACUACGAGUACUGCGAGAAAACGGCGAUCCACGGCAUGGUCUUUGACCCGUCCGAGACGUACCUCUACAGCGCCGACAUGUGGGCGAACCGCAUCUGGUGCCACAAGAAAGUCGACGCCGCGGGGCGCAUGGAGACAGUCGGAUACACCGAGGCGACGCAGCCCAAAGACCACCCGCGGUGGGUGGAAAUGCACCCCAGCGGACACUUUCUGUACGCACUGAUGGAGGGCGGCAACAGGCUGUGCGAAUACGUCAUCGACCCGCAGACAAAGCUGCCCGUGUACACGCACAAGACGUUCCCGCUAAUCCCCCCGGGCAUCCCGGACCCAGACACGCAGUACAGAUCCGACGUUGUCUUCCUGAACAGCAGCGCCACGUACCUGUUCGCGACGAGUCGGUCCAACACGCCCAAGACGCUGCCGGGCUACAUCGCGGCGUUUAAGAUGGCACCGAGCGGCGCCAUAGAGAGACAGUGCUUCUUGAACCCGACGCCCACGUCCGGCGGGCAUUCCAACGCCGUGUCGCCGUGUCCGUGGUCUGAUGAGUGGCUGGCGCUGACCGAUGAUGACCAGGGUGGGAUUGAGAUUUACCGCUGGAAAGACGAGUUCCUGGCCCGCGUCGCGCGUCUGGACGUCAAGGAGCCCGGGUUCGGCAUGAAUGCGAUUUGGUACGAUUAG